AUGUGGGCUAUCAGCAGUACUCAUAGCGCCUUUACAAUUUGGUGUAGCGAUGGCAGGCCAGUAGACGAAGCUCGAGGGAGCUCCGGGGAGUCUUCGAGAAUCAUUGUCGACCAAAAAGGAUUCCUCGAUAUUACACAACUAAUUCUCGCAGGUAUUGAUGCGAACGGUGUGAAACUAUAUCACAACGUCAGUGAUGGACAAGAAGAAUCCCCUCUUGCUCUUUAUCUUGUGAUAAAUCCCGAUGCCACAUUUACUCUGGGGGUUGAAAGCAGCAUCGGGGACAUGGAUACAGUGAAGGGGACGCUCAAGCCACUCCCACAAAUAUCAGCAACUGACGUCGCGUACCUUGACUCAAUGAUUGCUACGAAUCUGAUUCCCUAUGCAGAAAAUCCAGACUACCCUGGAAAGAGCCACGACGAAAUCCGGGAAUUGGGGAAGCGGUUAUUUCCCUUUACUCCUCACAGCUUCCAGCUCGCCAUGGCGGUCUAUGAUUGGACAACCCCAUCCUUCGCACGCAUGGUAUUCUGGGAUAUGUUUCGAUACAGCGGUCUUGUGGUGGAGGGAGUCACUCCAAUCGAUUAUACCAGCCUAGCCAGAGCCAUUUGGACAAGUAACUGGGGGUCAUAUACCGCGCAGAACGCAGACUUCAUGGCAUCACUGCUGAUGAAACCCGCAUGGUCGCAGUUGGAAGUUGAACUGCAGCUAUUGAAUGUACGCCAACAUCUUAAAAAAGCCGUUGAGGUAGAAGACAGGCUUCUGGCCGCUGCCAUGCAGUCGCUACCACGGACGUCGAUACUGUCCAAGCCGCAACUGUUUAGUGGCCAGAUCGAUAUGGUUCACUUGGAGAUGGAUAAUUUCGGUAUAGAGUUUACGGAAUCUCCUGCGAAUAAUGGUCCUAUCCAACAGCACUUAGAGGAUUCCUUGCAAACCGCUCUGUCUACGUACCUCGCCGAAGGGAAGACAGUUACAACCAAAGUGACCUGGAGCUUUACGGAUAACUUGCAAGAUGCAUUGCACUACUCCAAUGGCAUUUUUCUGGUAUUGAAUCCCUCGUGGGAAUCUCGUGUUUGGGAAACAGCGUCCUAUGUGACGGCCCUUUCAAACGAUCCGAAGAAGAUAGAGUAUACAACUGCGCCAGGGAGUCGAUUUCUUAUACAGUCCGUUGAAGAGGCCAGCUAUCAUGGCCGGAAAUUGCUCGUCCUCGGCCUUCAGCCUCUAUCGAAUCCGGCUGCCACGGGUUUAAAGUCACGGAGGUGCGGCGAGAUCGAAGAGGCACUACCACUGAGACUCGAAAAUGGCGAUGUGGUUGAUUUGAUUGAAAUGUCCACGCCUGAUCAAGGGACUCCUCAUACAGUGAGAAAUAAUUCGGGACGUCGAUGCAACUGCAUUACUAAAUAG
This is a messenger RNA of Aspergillus versicolor CBS 583.65, 1398 nucleotides long. RefSeq lists its product as uncharacterized. The transcript has 2 exons. Bases 1 to 1398 code for a protein of 465 amino acids. The record is from RefSeq and is a predicted model, not a curated record. NCBI's taxonomy places the organism in Eukaryota, Fungi, Ascomycota, Eurotiomycetes, Eurotiales, Aspergillaceae.